AUGCGCUACACAGGGAAGUUGAGGUAAGGCAGGCAUGGGGGACCUUUGAUGCCCCCCACAUAUAUUUUUGCCAUCAAAACAUCCAUAAUCCUGACCAUUUAUUUCACAAAGUUUAUAUACAUACUGCAUGAUUGUAAAAAGAAGCCCUCAAAGCAGUUAUGGCUGGGUGAACUGGUCCCAAUUGGCCUUGCUGGCUGAGGCUGAUGGGAGCAAGAAGUCCAGCAACAUAAUGGAGAACAACAGGUUCCCCCUCCCUGCGCGCCGUAAUGGUUAGAGCAGAGCAUUCCAAACUUUUCAUGUCGGUGACACAUUUUUAGACCCGCACCAUUUCGCGAUGCAGCAAUUUAGUUUUACUAGCAAACCAGAGCUUAAACUAACCCCUUUCCGGUGGGGAGUGCUUGCAUGACACACCUACACACUGCAGCUGGCACACUAACGUGUUGCGACACACAGUUUGGAAAGCUCUGGGUUAGAAUGUUGGAUUGGAUGUGGGAGAGCAGGGUUCGAAUCCCCACUCAGCCACUGCUCAGUUUACUGGGGUGACCUUGGGCCAACCACCGUCUCUUCGCCUAACCUACUUCACAGGGUUGUUGUGAGGAUGAGAUGGGGAGGAGGAGAACCAUAUACGCUGCCUUGAGCUCAUUGGAAGAAAAAGGUGGGGUAGAAAUGAAAUAAAAAAUAAAGAAAGGAUUCCUGGCAGGCACCUUAAAUGCAACAGAUGCCUGAUUCUUAAAUGGGGUUUCUCCCAGAACCAGAGCCUUAGACCCAAGUCCUGCGCCCACAUGACUGGACGCUGCUCUGUAGAUGAACAUUCCUUGCCCACAGAAAGCUAGCCUGCUGAUGAGCCUUCAUCCUGAUAUGCUAGCUUUCUGUCUGAGAGGAUUUUCAAAAAAAGAGUGGUAUGGUGCAGCAGCAGAGCAUUCAGCCAUACACAGGGCACCCCCAGCUUGUAGCCUAACUGUCCAGAGGCAAGCUUGCCACCCUGUGGAGAAUGAGCCCCAAGCCCCUAUCCCCUUGACCCCCUCCCCUUCCUCUCCACACAGCCCCGAGCUCCUGCGAUGGCCUGUCUCUGUGGCUCGCUCGUUAUACUACGUCUCGUGCUGCGCUGACGUCAGUACAAAGCCAGGCCUGUAUCCUGGGAGAAAUCAGUCCAUGGUGACUGGUUGCCAUGGAAAUGCACCUCGUUGCAAGCUACAAGUCCAGAACCGCUUCGGAAGGAGCCCCUGGCGGUGCCUGCGAGCCGCUGGCGCUGAUGCCGCGCCAGGAGGGAGAAGCCGGAAGGGGCAGGUAAGGGUCCUCUAGGAGGGUCACUCUUCCCUUGCAGAAGGACAGGCCAGGAUCUGGCUCCAGGAAGGCUUUUAUUCCGUGCAGGAGGGACUUGGGGAGAGGGAGGAUGGAGGCUGCAAAUAAACCUACAUGCAGCCAUGGGAAUAGGAUCCAAAGUACAGGGCAUCCCCCUUGCUUUUCCCUGCUGCGCAUAUAGGCACGUGUCGUGGGGACGGACAGCCAAUUAAACGUUUCUCAUAACAACUUCUGCACACCUUAUCAGCCGUCUCCCUGCGCUGCACCUGUUGCCUUGCGCAACCCCUCAUCCUGAAGACGUUUCCAUGAUGUGCUGCUGCUGACCUCCCUGCGGGCUGGGAAUGGACCCUGCGUGGGAACUUUGCCCCAUUUGUCGUGCGCGAGAAGGCGUUGUGUGCUUGUGCAUGUGUGCGCGAGGCCCAGCUUCACAGCUCCACAAAGCCAUAAUUUAUGUAGCGUUUGGGGCUUUGCGUCCUACUUCGUAAUUAAUUUUUUUGAAUAGUUAAUGUCGUUCUUGUAGUUUUCACUUAUUUAUCAGAAGCUACCCAGAGAUCUUUAUGUGACGGGGCAGGCGAAAAAUGCCACAGAAGCUAGGUAAAUAAUAGAUUGUGCCGUUUCCUGGGUAAGGGGUUCUUUUUUAAAGAUGUGGUGAUGGUACAGAUGGAUGGUACAGAUCUCCUGUCUGCUUCAUUUUUAUUUUUAUUUGAUCCAGAUUGGGUGUGUGUUCUCCAAAUGAAAAUCCUCCUUGCAGGGACCGUUUUCCUUGUAGACAUGUAUGGGAGUUUUUUUCCAAAUAGAAGGGGGGACAAUUUUCAUUUGUAAGAUGGCACAGCACGAAAGGGUUUAAAUCCCUUUAGGAAGGGCUGCAGGUCAGUGGCAGAAAACCAGUCCCUGGUUCAACCCCCAAUAUCUUCAGGUACGGCUAGGAGUGUCCCCUGUCUGGAAUCCUGGUGAGCCACUGCCUGUCAGUGUAUACUGGAUCUAGACACAUCAAAGAAGCAUUUCACUUAAAGGCAUUGCAAACUUUGUAUGAGAAAUCGGGUUAGCCAAAACGGAACUCCACAUCACCAUCUGGUGUCACAGUGUUAGAAUGCAUAAACAACGCAUAUAAAGCGUUCUUUUAUUUGCCAGUGUAGCUGAGUCCCACCAGAUGUUGCUGAACUACAACUCCCACUGUCCCUGGCCACUGGUCACACUUGCAGGGGCUGAUGGGAGAUGUAGUCCAGCAAAAGCUGGAGGAGCAUACUCUGUGUAGACAAUAUUGAACUAGAUGGACCAAAGUUAUGACUUGGCCACUGUGAGAACAGGAUGCUGACCCAGGUGGGUCAUUGGCCUGACCCAACAGGCUCUUCUUCUGCUCUCAUGGUAUAAGGCAUGGGUAGGCAAACUCAGGCCCGGGGGCCGGAUCCGGCCCAAUCGCCUUCUAAAUCCAGCCCGCGGUCCGGGAAUCAGUGUGUUUUUACAUGAGUAGAAUGUGUGCUUUUAUUUAAAAUGCAUAUCUGGGUAAUUUGUGGGGCAUAGGAAUUCAUUUAUUAUUAUUUUUUCAAAAUAACCCCCACAAGGUUAUUCAUUAUUAUUUUUUCAAAAUAACCCCCACAAGGUCUGAGGGACAGUGGACCGGCCCCCUGCUGAAAAAGUUUGCUGACCCCUGGUAUAAGGAAACUUCCUAGGUUGCUUUCCCCAGCAUUCCUGAUCUGGAUCAACUCUCCCUCUGGCUGCAAAGUUUAAUCAGACCUGAAAGCUUUUUAUUUAUGCAUCACAGUUCUCAUGUCUAGCUUGUCUCUUACGUUCAAGCACACGGCUGUUGGUUAGAGGAGGAGAACCAUCAAGCAUUUUGUAUGUUGAAAACUGGGAGGAAAUGAAUAGUAAGAAAUUGUAAGUCAGUUUGUGAGCACUUAGAAAAGGAUGCUGCGAUUACUAAAACCCAACAUGGGUUUCUGAAAAACAAGUCAUGCCAGAUAAAUCUCGUUUCUUUUCUUGAUAGAGUUACAAGCUUGGUGGAUCAGGGGAACGCUGUGGACGUAGUGUAUCUCUAUUUCAGUAAGGCUUUUGACAAAGCCCCCUCCCCAUGAUAUUCUUGUGGAAGAGCUGGUAAAAUGUCGAGUGGACGAGGUAGCUGUUAAGCGGGUUUGUAGUGGAUUGACUGACCGAAUGCAAAGAGUGCUCACUCACAGUUCCUCAUAAUCCUGGGGGAAAGUGACAAGAGGGGUGGCUGCAGGGUUCUUCCCUGGCACCGUUGUUGUUCCUCAUCUUUAUAAGCAACUUGGAUGAAGGAAUUCAGGGGAUGCUCAUGAAAUUUGCAGAUGACACCAAAUUGGGAAGGGUAGCUAAUGCCGCAGAAGGCAGCUGUCUGUAGCGUUUGCACCCUAUUCUGUUCUUUUGCUACAGAUUAUUAAGGCACUCUUGUCUUAUGGGUUUGAGCUGACCCAAACCUUGGUUCCACAAGUUUCAACCCCUGAGCUGUUCUUCCCAGACAGAGGGUGGGCACCAUCUCGUUCCACACAAGAGAGAGAUGCACGGCUUAGCUUCAUUUUUGCUAAGCCUUCUCUGCACCGCUGCAGACGCUUCUUCCAGGGCCCGUGUGUCAAGAUACUUUAAUGACUGAAGCAUUACCCAUUAUUGUGCUUUCUGUUUUCCCUUCCAUCAUCCUCAAUCGUUCUGCCACACACACAGAGAGAGUAGGUGUCUUGUUUCCGUUGCGGUCCCUGAUAAAAAUCAUCACAGUGCCUUGUGCAUUAUACCCAGCUGCCUCUCCACCCCAGGGACUGGCAGCUUGGCAGGUACAAACACGGAGCACCUCGGCUCCUUUCUGCACAUCACUUUCUGCACAUCAAGCCACUUUCUGCACAUCAAGCUGAGCAGCCACCCACUCCAUCUUCUUGGGCUGCUUUGAAACAGCAGGGUGCUUAUACGCAGGAAGGGAUCCAUCCCCAGUUCAGUUCUGUGAACAUCAUGCUGUAAUUUAUCCUUCCCUCUCCUCUCCUCUCCUCUCCUCUCCUGGCCCUCCUUCUGUUGUCCUCUCUAUUGUCAAAAUUUAAAUCGUAAUCUACCCGGGGUCAGGGACCUGUCAUUAUUUUUUUUUUUAAACUUAUGCAACUCUCCAAAGAGACAUGUACAGUGAUAUUAUUAAGUUGUGGCAGUGUGGAGUGUUGUUCUCUUGACAUCUUCAGCCACUCCAUUCCAUUCCCCCUUGUCACUGAUUUUCCAUUCUCUCACACACCACCCCUCACAGUCAGGAAGAAUUCUGUGCCCUCUGAGCAUGCUUAGUCCUAAAUGGACUGUUAAGGAUCCCCCCUUCCCCUAUUUUGGGGUUGGGUGUGAAAGUGUGGGAUGGACACACUGGUGGUGCUGACUCCCAUCUACAUGAAAAUCUUGGAUUUUGCCACCGAUUGUUACGGACAGUUCUUGCAUCGGUCCCUGGAGUAAUUUUUUGGGCAGAGGGCAGUCCAGACUCAGAGGCAGGAGAGGAAAGGGGCCAGCUGACACAGAUGAGGCAGCCUGCUGAAGAAUCCAGGGGAUCCCCCUCUCCUGCUGUGACCAGCUCCCCUCUCCCCUGGUCUCCCACAACACACAGAGAAAUGAAGAGGGCAGAGCAAGGAGAGACAAGAUGAUAGAGCCUUAGGCUGCUGGGGAAGGAACCGAGGGAGGAGACUUAGGCAGCACUGGGAAGUCAGGGACCUUCAGUCCUAUCAAUGGCUUCAUUGGGGCCAGACCAACUGGGAGGAGCUGCUGUGACCACUAGGCAUGCUUGUGUGCAAGUGUCAUUUGCAGCCUGCUGCUGCUGCAACUCAUGCAUUCUUUACCCGCUGUUGCAAAUCAUUCAUGCAAAUGGAUCCUUAUGUGAGCCUCUUCGAAAUCAAGAAGGCGCAAAGGGUCUCAUCGUGAUCAGGGAGCCAAACCCUGGGUAGAUCCAGGCUUCUCUAACUGGGUUGCAUAAACCAACAGUGUCAACAAGGGAUUUUGCACACUGCGGUGAAAUAUAUGAUCAAUAGGUGGAUAAUCAUUAAUGGGAAGUUGACACAUGUGAUGAAAAAUGUUUUGAACAUUGCCCAGGCAAUAUGCAUUGCCCUCAAGCAGAGAAUAUGCACAGGGACUAAUCAGUCUGCACACAGCCAGAUUGAGACUCUCCAUUUGUGCACAUUGCUCUCUGGGGUCACUUGUCCAUGGAUUAAAUGGGCAGUGGGUUAAGUCUCCUGACCGUGCUCUGAGCGCAUCCCCAUUCUCCCCUCUUGCAUGUGAAGGUGUGCUGGUGUCUAUUUACCUUUUCCACUCAGCUAAACCAUUAAGCCUCUUGGGCUUGCCGAUCGGAAGGCUGGCGGUUCGAAUCCCUGUGACGGGAUGAGCUCCCUUUGCUCUAUCCCAGCUUCUGCCAACCUAGCAUUUCAAAAGCAUACCAGUGCAAGUAGAUAAAUAGGUACCGCUGUGGCGGGAAGGUUACCUUUACCUUUGCCUAACCAUAAUACAUAUUUUUGCUGGCUGGUCAACUUUUGUUAAACUGAUCCAUGAUAAACUUUCAGCGAGUGUGCCUGGAAUUAACAGAAGAAACUCAAAGAUCCUUAAUCACUAGCGAAAUCUUUUUCCUGAUCGCCUUCAGAAGGGGUCACCCUUUGGAGCAGAGGUUCCCAGAGUGGGUGGUACUGUCCCCUGGUGGGUGGUGAGAUUGUCUAGAGGGUGCUAAGAGGCAAGGGAGCAGCAGGGGGCCAAUAAGGGUUUGGAUGACUAUUGAAAUUUGAGAAGCUGCUAACUUUGGAUCAAGUUCAUCAGUUUACUUGAACUUAUUAAACUAAAUAGUUAGCAGUGCAAUUGAGUAAGAACAGUAAAGAGCUGUUUAACAGUGGAAUGGUCUCCCUCAGGAAGUUGUGGACGUGGACUCUCCGUCCUUGGAGAGGUUUUUUAAUGUAUUUUUAAAAAAGAUUUUCUUGAUUUACAAAGGUAUGUGCAAUGUCUCUCGUAUUUUUUGCUCCAUGUAACUUUUUUUAAAAAAUCGGUUUCAUUUGUUGAGACAUUAGGAAGAAUAGGGGGAAAGAGGUGGAGGGGGGCGAAAGAUGAGUAGGGGUGGGGUCGGGUGGUGAUGUUUCUGAUUUACUUAAUAUAUGUGGGGUUUUGUGUCAGCGUUGCUUGUGCAGGUUCUCUGCUGUUCACUUGUGUUCCUUUGGUGGUGAGAGAGGUUGGGGUUGGCCUAGGGUGUGGUUGUUCAUUUGUGGUUGGCUGUGGUGGUCUUUGUUUUCGUGUCUGAGUGGGGUGGGUGGGUGUUUUGGAUCAGGUUAGCCAUAUUGAUUUGUAUGCUAUUGGUGGAUUCUUGUUGUUGUCUUGUUGGGCUGUGUAUGUUAUAAAGUGGAGAUGUUUCAGUUGGACUAAAUGACCCUCAGGGACCCCUUCCAAUUCUAGGAUUCUAAUUCCCAUCAGCCGCAGCCAGUAUGGCAAAUGAUCAGGGAAGAUGGGAGAUAAUAAUAAUAAAUAAAUAAUAUUUUUUAUUUAUACCCCGCCCUCCCCAGCCAGAGCCAGGCUCAGGGCGGCUAACACCAAUAAAAUGACAAUAAAACAUAAGGGAGGGGGGGCAAACCAACAAAAAACCCAGUUUAUUAAAAUAUGGGUUAAAACACAAUUUAAAAUGCAGCCUCAUUUUAAUAGUAGCCCAUAAAUCAAAACCAUAAGGGUGAGGGAAACAUAAGGGUCAGACUGAGUCCAAACCAAAGGCCAGGUGGAACAGCUCUGUCUUGCAGGCCCUGCGGAAAGAUGUCAAGUCCCGUAGGGCCCUAGUCUCUUGUGACAGAGCGUUCCACCAAGUCGGGGCCAGUACUGAAAAGGCCCUGGACCUAGUUGAGACCAAUCUACACCUUGCAGCUUGGGACCUCCAAAGUGUUGUUAUUUGUGGACCUUAAGGUCCUUCGCGGGGCAUACCAGGAGAGGCGGUCCCGUAGUUCAGAACAUCCAGAGAGCAGCAUUUAGGCUAUCCUUGGUCUAAGCUGGAGUUAGCUGAAACUGGGUGGGCAGCCUUGUGGAGGGGCUGCAACAGCUGUUCCCUGGAGAUCUGUUGAGUGUAGGAGCCCGUUCGCUUCCAGUAAGCUGCGCUUGUACAUCUGUAUAUUGAUAUUACAAAAACAGCUUAAGUCUCACAGGGCUCUUCUGAUCUAAAUGAAAUGAAAUCCUGUUAACCCUGCCACUGUGGAUUGUCUCAGGGAAGUGAAGUGGGCGCAGAACUAUAUAUUCAGAUUUAUGUAUUUUAAACAGGGUUACGACCUUUAAGCAGUUUAAUUAAUAGAUUAAUCAAUUAAAGCUUCAAUUGGUGAAUUAAUCAAGGCUCUGCUUUGCUUAGCAAAGGCAAAUUUUAAUCAAUGGGGCCAAGGGUUCACAACAUGUUUAUUUAUUUCUCCUUGUGCUAUUCUGGUGCGCCCCUGUAGGAAGUAUGGGCGAGGUUUCGGUCCUUAAUCUGUUGAUCAAUCAGCUAAAGUGAUUAAUCAGCAUCUUUCUUUUGUAAUUGGUUGGUCCACUUGGUAUUGAUUGUGGCUCAUAAAUACAAUUAACAGCUGACCCAAAUAAACAAAACCAGGACCAGGUCAAGUUUUGAUUUGGGGACUUUUUCUUUGGGGCUGUUGCUGAACCAACAUUUCUUUUUAAAAAACCCCCAAAGAUGUACACUUUAGGCAAACAGGAAACUUUUGCACUGGACUGCAACCCUACUUCCUGGUACCCUGGAUGCAUGUGGUGCUGUGGUCUAAACCACUGAGCCUAUUGGUUUGGCGAUUCAAAUCCCAGUGACGGGGUGAGCUCCUGUUGCUCUGUCCCAACUUCUGCCAACCUAGUAAUUCAAAAAGCACACCAGUGCAAGUAGAUAAAUAGGUGCUGUGGUAGCGGGAAGGUAAAUGGCGUUUCCAUGCGCUGUGGCUUCCAUCAUGGUGUUCUGUUGCACCAGAUGCGGUUUAGUCCUGCUGGCCACAUGACAAACGCCAGCUUCUUCGGCCUGGAAGCAAGAUGAGCACCACAACCCCAUAGUCACCUUUGACUAAACUUAACCGUCCAGGGGUCCUUUACUCUUUUUUUUUUAAGCCACCCCACCCCCCAGAGUAUUCUGGCUCCACCCCCAAGGUCCACCCAGCUACCAGAAUUUUUUAUUUCCGGAGUUGUUGGUGAGGCUUAGUCCAGUGGUUCUCAAACUACCCCUCUCUGCAGACCAUUCUGAAAUUGCUAGUGGUCUUGCCAGGCCACUUAAUGGUUUUUCUGCCUGCCAUUGAUUUUUCUGCAAAUUGCAAUGCACUGAGCUAGAUGCUGCAUGAUAUUUAACUGUAUUUUUAUUGCUGCUUUUAUUUUUUACGCAUUGCAUUUUAUUGUAUAACAGUUUGAAUUCCGUAAAAUGUCCUCCUUCAGCUCUAUGGAAAAACGAACCAUGCUAUACACAGACGCACAGGGAGGGUCACACACCCACAUACCCUACAACUAGACAUCUGUCUGAGCCCUCUUUGAGGCAACCUCUGACCUCACUGUCCUUUUCUCUUGAAGGUAAAUGUUGAAGACACUGUCGAAAUGUUACCCAAGUCCCGGCGAGCGCUCACCAUCCAAGAAAUCGCGGCCCUCGCCCGGUCCUCAUUGCACGGUAAGCGGCUAAGAAUGGAGUUUGAUGAGAGUGUCUCCAUUUCUGGGGGAAACAUCAACACUGGGCCUCAUUUCAGUCACUGUACGCUCUGUAUUUCUUUCCCAGUGGAAGCUCAAAGCAACUAGCAGCAUCCAAGCAACAAUAAGGCAAGAGUAAAACUCACUGAAUCACUACUGGCUCAACUUUCCUACUUGAUGGGCUGCUUCCAGGUGUCUUGUUUAUUGAGCACCCAUCCUGAUUUACUUACAGGGAGAUUACACAACUAAGCAAGCGCAAUCCAAUGCUUUAAAGAGUAUUUCCCUGUCACUUUCCUUAAUGCAAAAAGACUAUUUUUUGGGGGGAGUGGAUUUUUAGCUCAAGCUGCACAAAACUGAAUUUGACGGCAUGUGAUUGAAUCCUACUUGAAAAUAGAGACAUACUGUGGAUACACACCGUACAUUUAAAGGACAUUUCAUUCCCAGAGAAUCCUGGAAACUGUAGUGUACAUUCCCAGCACCCUUAACAGAUUAGUGUUCUUGGGGCGGGGCGGAGAUGUGCUUUAAAUAUAUGUUGUGUACACUGCCAAAGUCUCAGUUGCAAUCAUUAGGGGUGCUGGAGGGAAUUUGCUUCCCCCUGUUCCCUUUCACCGCUUUCAAGAAUUGGACAGCCAGUACAACCUUGAAUUAAGACUGUCUUCUGGCUUGUGAGUAAGAAAGUCCCAGCCCUUUGGCUUUCAAAUACAGUGGUACCUUGGUUCUCAAACUUAAUCUGUUCCAGAAGUCUGUUCCGAAACCAAAGCGUUCCAAAACCAAGGCGUGCUUUCCCAUAGAAAGUAAUGCAAAAUGGAUUCAUCCAUUCCAGACUUUAAAAAACAACCUCUAAAACAGCAAUUUAACAUGAAUUUUCCUCUCUAACGAGUCCAUUGAUCCAUAAAAUGAAAGCAAUAAUCAAUGUACUGUACUAUAAAAUAAAUAAGACAGUAUUGUAGAUGAUAAAAAUAAAAAUUAAUUUUUUUACUUACCUGCACUGGUGUUAGUCAUUGUUUGGAUGAGGAGCUUUUAUCUAUUUCCGCAGUCACACAACCAACCAACCAACCAACCAACCAGUAGCUGAACUGGGUUCCACACAUUCACAAAAACAAAUUAACUGAAAAAGCCUCAAAAACAAAAAUGCAAAAUAAAUAGCAAAAACUAAAGCGUCGAACUUAAUCCUUGUCAGAAGCUCAUUUGACUUCCGAAAUGUUCAAAAACCAAGGGGCAGCUUCUGAUUGGUGCAGGCACCCCAGAAACAAUAGCCGACAGCCACAUCGGAUGGUCAGCUUCCAAAAAAAUGUUCGAAAACCAGAACACUUACUUCCGGGUUUUCGGCAUUUGGGACCCAAGGGGUUUGAGAAGCAAGGUGCCACUGUAAUAAAAUACGUUGCCUGCUUUUGAUCUGCCUCCCCACAGCAGCCCAAGCUGAAAUGAGAGGAGGAUUAGCAUGAAGGAGUGCGCUGGGGUCUCCUCCAGCAUGGCUCCCUUGGGUUAUUUUAGAAGUUAACGUGGGCAGAAGCCCUAUGCAAUAAUUAGAAUGAAAAGCUCCCUUAUCUCACCAUAGUAAUAUGCAGAUUAGAUCCAAAAUUAAAUCUGUACUGGAUUGCGGGGAACGUUGCCAAUAUAAUUGCCGGCCUCCGUGGUGAAAUGUACAUUGUAGUUGCAACUCCUUGGCUGUACACCCCUCCUUGAAAUGACUCUGUGCCACAAUUUGUCUUGAAAAGAGACUUCUGUGGGCUAAAGAAAGUUUAUUUCAAGCCAAGUUUCGGCAGGGGGGUGGGACUCCAAGUGUGCCAUGGAAGGCCUCUGCAGACAGACACACGUCAAGAGACCCAUGAGAUAAGGAGUGAGAUUCUUCCACUCCUCCCACCCUGCUCUCCUGCAGGUACUUCCUCAAGGCAGGAGGAGUUCUCUGUUUGUCUCCCUUGUCUAUUGGAUGAUCAUAUAUCUUACCUUACAUGGUACAGUCCUCAAUUUGACGGGCAAAAAGAAAGAAUGCUAAGGAGCGAGACUUCCUGAGCAUGCAAACAGCUCACAUGGUCACCUUCUUCCCCACGAUGGUGAGUUGCAUUGCAUUUCUGUUUAAAUCAAUGUCACAAACCUAUACAAAUCUACAUUCUAUUUUAUUUGGUAAUGCAUUUCCUCUUUUGUUUUGCAAUAACCUACUUGUCAAUGGUCCUAUGUCAAGCAAGGCCACAAACACAUGGGCCACCAUCAAUUUGUUACCCUUAAGGUUGCCGCAGGAGAUUUUUCCUUGUUUUUGCGGCAACACAUUCAAAAUGGCUGCCUUCCUAGCUCCCUUCAUUUUUCUGGAGUCUGCUUUUGGCUGUGUGAUUUCCCCUGGCAGUUAUUUUCCUGCCUUGAAGACAGCCCAGAGGCACAUUGGCACUUUAAUGAUAUUGUCAUUGUUUUUACUAAGAAUGCAAAUUUUCUUAAAAUUGUACCACCCAUCUUCUGACCCCCCAGGAAACCCUUUCUGCAUAGAUUGGUUUGCCAUGGAUGGAUUCAUCUGCCAAGACUCCAGAGUCCCUGUACCUUCUUCUUCUUCUUUUUAGCAUUCUGGAACAUGGUCUAAUUUCAGUUAAUACUGAAUAACUAGUUAAUACUGGAGGAUAAACAGAGGUGUUAGGCCUACCUGUUUGCCCCCCCCCCCCAUUUGAGAGGCCUCCUACAAUGCGCCCAUACUCUCCCAUGUGCGAACAUUGCAGUGGAACAUCUGUAAUGGCCUUUUGGGCAUCUUGCCCACCAUUAUUGAGCUUCUGGGCUCUUGAUAGGCUUCCGAGAAAACCUAGGAUUUCAUAGAACACAGUUUGAAAAACACCAAAUCAAAUCAUUCCAAACACAUUAGGCCAGCAUUUCUCAAAGCGCUUUCCUAGGGGCUGUGCAGACCACUUAAUAAACAUCUUCUCUUCAAUGGUGACAGCAACCUCAAAACCAGGGCUGCUUUAUGAAAACUGUGGGCCUUGAGUUUCGGAGAUAGGCCUCUAACUAGUAGAGUUUAUGGAAAAAUUAGUACACUCCACAAGUAUCCUAUUAUGAAUAUCACAGGCCCUAUGCCCAGGACCUUAGUGGUGUAUUUGGGCAAAAUAGUCAGAAUCUUCAUUGUCAGUGAAGAAAAAAACCCAAAUCCAGGGCCAUUUAUCAAUCUUAUCAGGUGUUCUGCAGACCCCUUGAACAUAGCUGUCAACCUUCCCUUUUUUUGCGGGAAAUUCCAUUAUUCCCGCUGCUUUCCACUGCUAUCCCAGAUUGUUAGAUAUCCCAUAGGCUGUCCCUGGGACAGGUGAGGCUGGUGAUCCCUUAUUUUCAAAUCUGAAAGUUGACAGCUAUGCCCUUGAAACACCUGAGGACCACCAGUGGUCUGUGGAUCAGUUUGAGAACCUCUGAAUUUACAACCCAACUUCCAUCCAAGGAGCUCAAGGUGGCAUUGAUGUUCGCAACUGUGUGUCUCAAGAGACAAUGGAGUGCGCCUCCUAAAGUGAAGUCAAGCCACUGCAUUAGCAGCAGUGAAGUGACCUCCCCAGGCCACAAGCCUGACCAGUGUGUAUGGAGGUCCUGGGCUGCCCAGAUGACAAGACUCCCCUCUCAUCCUCACUGAUGUGGUCCAAAGGAAAGCAGAGCAAGAUGUUUGGCACCAGCUUGGCUACAGGAGUUGCUGGAAGGAAGCAUACAAGGCUCCACACAGCCAUCUUAGGGACUCCACUUCAAAUUUGUGUGAUUCAAAUUUACUUCUCCCGAAGAUAUUCCACAAGGCAGUGGAUGCUUAGGGUCAGAGUUUUCCUUCUCCUAGAUGGGCUACCUUCCCAGAUUGACAAGCCCCACCUGCCCCUCACUUCCCUCUACAGCAUGUACAGAAACUGCCUUCUUGACCAUAGCUGUCUUUACUCGGGGGGGUGCAAGGGGUGCGGGGCACCCGGGCGCAGAAUUCUGGGGGGGCCCAGGUGCCUGCCGCUGAAGCCGCUGAAGCUCUUAACUAUCUACCUGUUAUGAAAUACUAAAUAAUUCUGAUCAAGCUAGAAAAACAAAAUACAUAUAUACCUAGGUAUUACCGAAAUGUAUACCUACUGUUUCACUAAAGGGCUUUCGACUUUGUGCACUCAUUUGCCAAAGACGCACUGCACCAGCUGUGCUUGACUCAGUGAUGACACUUGUCAUUCUCAGCGGUGCUGUGCAUGCAAAAUUAACUCUUACAUCAUAAUAAAAGUUAAUUUGGGGGCAUUGUAUGGAACUUUGCACCCCUGUGGCGCAUAUGCUAAAGACUGCGCUAUUCAUGACUGUUGGACCCACUAUUGAUCACUGCUUGUUUUAUUCUCACAACACCCCUGUAAGGUUGGUUAGGCUGAGAGGUGGUGUCUGGCCUCCUUGGCUAAGUGUGGAUUUGAACCCUGUUCUCCCAGAGUCCUAGUCUGGCACUAUAACCAUUAUACCACGCUGGCUGUACCACUCUCAGAACUGAAAAGGACAGGCCAAUUCCCAGUCACAUAAGGGCACCCAAGUUAGUUCUGAACGUUAUGGGACCCCUUACAAAUGUUGCUGAGAGUUUCAGCUCUGCAUAGCUUGAUUUCUCUGUUUUUUACGUCAAUCAACCAAGGGCAAGUUGUGUGACAAAGAGCCGGUGAAUUGUCAGUGAGCGGAGUUCUCAUGUUACAUUAUCCCGCCGAUCAUUAUGUCUCAAUGGAUGUGCGAAGCUGCUAUAAUCAGUUAUUGCAGAUCACUGCCUCUUAAAUACGCCCAAGAUAAUUAUCCGGCAACGGAGAAGGCAAGCCAGGGAGGUGAUACGCCAACUGUAGCUCGUCUGUCACCUAUUACAUGAUAGCUGUCACUGGAACUGAAUGUGUGACAUCCCAAGUGGCAAACACUUUCAGAAGGGAUGCGCAUAGGCUAUAAAUUCCAAAGCAUAGCUCAAAGUCAGAUUUUCAUGGCUUGGAUUUGCCAAGCAAGGGGGCUGUAAUCCUUCUCAGGCUGAAUUGUGCAGCUCUGAGAGAGGCUUGGGAUACAUGUGCAGCAGAAUGAAGUGAUCAGGGAGGAGGCUGAGCUGUUCCCCUUCAGACUGCAUGGCCUGGACCAGCUUUUCCCUCCAGGUGUUUGGGUCUACAAAAUAGUCCGCCGUCAGAGGCAGCAUGCCUCUGAAUACCAGCAGCUAGAAACUGCAGGAGGCAGAACGGCACUUGUGCUAAGACCCUUCAUGAAGGAUUCCCACAGGGAUCUGCUUGGUCACUGUUAGAACAGGAUGCUGGACUACAUGGGCCCCUGGCUCUCCGCAAGUUCCUAUGCACAACUCCCAUCAAGCCCAGCCAGCACGCUGCUGGGAGUUGGUGCCUUCUUAAUUUUAUCCAGGUGGAUAGCUCAGCUGGUUAGAGUGUGGUGUUGAUAACACCAGAGGUUGCAGGUUUGAUCCUGGUACGGGACAGCUUCAUUUUCCUGCAUUGCAGGGGGUCAGAGCAGAUGAACCUUGGGGUCCCUUUCAACUCUACAAUCCGUGAUUCUAUCAUCUGCAGAGCACCAGUCUGGUGAAGGCUGAUGUGGAUGAUUGCAUUUUUUAAAAAAGUUCCAUUAUAUUGAAAAGCAAAGACACACAACUUAUAAAAUUACAGUCAUACCUCAUGUUACAUUUGCUUCAGGUUGCGCGUUUUCAGGUUGUGUCCCACGGUGACCCAGAAGUACUGGAAAGGGUUACUUCUGGAUUUCGCAGCUUGCGCAUGCGCAGACAUGCAAAAUGACAUCAUGUGCAUGCGCAGAAGCAGCUAAUCGUGACCCGUGCGUGCACAGACAUGGGUUGCGUUCUUUUCAGGUUGCGAACGGGCCUUCGGAACAGAUCCCGUUUGCAACCAGAGGUACCACUGUAUUUAAUAAUAACAAUCCCUGAACUCUUCCCAGCUGCUUCUGCUGUUCCUAAAGUCAUGGUUUGGGAAAGGCACCUAGGGCUGGAGGGUGGGGCAAGGCAAGUGGAAAAAGCCAUUGCCUGAUGGACAGCAGAAAGUCUCUCUUUCACAACCACCCACCCACCCCAAUGUGGGUUUCCUGCUGAAGGCCAUCGCUGCAUGUUUUGGGCAGUAGGGGAUAGUCGGGAUGAUUUAACAUGUGACGGAGCAUGACAUCUAGUUGGCUCUUUUUAUAAGGAUGCCCUUUCAGCCGUUCCUUAUCAGGUGCCUCUUCAGUCACGGAGUCUGGCUUCCACCCAAGGAGUGUGUGUCACGGUGUGUGCCAGCAUCUCCAUUUGCAGAAUGGAGAGUUUCACCGCAAAGUGCAACCACAGAUCAUCUCAGCAGCUCCGGGGCAUCCCCUCUAACCCUGCUUGCUCCAUUGCAGGUAUUUCACAGGUGGUGAAGGAUCAUGUGACCAAGCCCACGGCCAUGGCUCAAGGCAGGGUGGCCCACCUCAUCGAGUGGAAGGGCUGGUGCAAGCCCAUGGACUCGCCGGUGGCUCUGGAAAGCACGUUCAACUCCUAUUCGGACCUCAGCGAAGGAGAGCAGGAGGCCAGGUUUGCUGCAGGUAGGAACCAUCUGGGAGAGAGGGGAAAGUAGGCGGCGAGGGGUGUGGUGUCAGAUUGGGGAUUUAUCUGCUGUACGGACACAGAAAUAAUGUGCCUUUGUACCCUGAGGCUGCAAGGCAGGGAACACUCAUAAAGAGAGCCUGCUGGAUCAGGCCAAUGGCCCGUCUUGUGCAGCAUCUUGUUCUGACCGUGGUCAACCAGAGGCCCAUGGGAAUUGCAAGUAGGACUUGCAACCUAUCCUGUACUGUGCAGAGGAGGGUGACCAAGACAAUCAAGGGUCUGGAAACCAAGCCUGAUGAGGAACGGUUGAGGGAGUUGGGUAUGUUUAGCCUGGAAAAGACAAGAGUGAGAGGAGAUAGGAUAGCCACCUUCAGAUAUCUCAAGGGCUGUCAUAUGGAGGAUGGAGCAAGAUUGUUUUCUCCUGCUCCAGAAGGUAGGACCUGAACCAAUGGCUUCCAGUUACAAGAAAGGAGAUUCCAACUUAACUUUCUGACAGUAAGAGCUGCUCAACAGUGGAAUGGACUCCCUCGGAAGGUUGUGGACUCCCCUUUGUUUUUUAAGCAGAGGAUGGAUAGCCAUCUGUCAGAGCUGUGAUCCUUGCAUUGCAGUGGGUUGGGCCAGAUGACCCUCAGGGUCCCUUCCAAUUAAACAAUUCUGUGGUACUACAUGUGGUGUCAGGGGGAGGCCAGGCAGAGAUAUGACUUCCAAUGCACAAUCUGGAGCCUUAAAGUGCACUUCUGAUUGUGCCUUGCGAGGGAGGCCUGCCAUCAUCAACUGUCAGUUGAUUGGCACUCACUUCAGCCCACUGGGAUGGGCUGAUUUGGAGUACAGUGGACACUUGGGUUGCGAACGUGAUCUGUGCGAGAUGCCCAUUCGCAACCUGCAGCGUUCGCAACCUGCAGCGUCGCGUCUGCACACGCACAGGCUGCACAUGCACAAUCACCGAAUCCCGGAAGUAACCUGUUCUGGUACUUCUGGGUUUUGGCAGUCCGUAACCCAAAGAAACACAACCUGAAGUGUCUGUAACCCGAGGUAUGACUGUACUCCGUAGCCAGCCAAUCCCAGCAGAAAGCAGAGCUUGAACUUUGCACCUGUCAGCUGGUCAACACUAACUCCAAGCCCAACUUGACUGGACUUGGCUCUUCCUUUGUGGCCCAGCUUGCCGUUCACCAAAGAAAAAAUGGGUCCCCUGAUGACAUGGUGACCUCAGGUCAAAAUGGCUUUGCUGGGGGAAGGGCAGGAUCUCGCCCACUGGCUGGAUCCAGUCCCCACCCCCGGUACAUAGGAUUAUGAUGAGCAGGUAAUCACAAGGGGGUAAGGGGUGAGAGUGGAGAAAGGCCAGUGUAAGCUUGCUUCUACAAGUCCUUCUCCGCCCAACCUAAAUGCCAGUUUGUACACUGCGGACUGGAGAUUUUCCUGCUUCUCUGUUGGCCAAACCCCAGAAGCCAUGGACACGGCACAAUCAAAAUGUCUGCCUACUUUGGAGAGAAAUACAUAACACCACAUUUUGGCACCAGGCAAAGCUGCUGACUGUGCACCAAAACCCCGCCUCCGUCCGCUCAGAACCCUCAAUUCAGUCCUCUGUUUCCCAGAUCAUUUUCAAAGCAAUUUCUCCAUGCAUGCAUACGGAUAUUUCUGCUAGCCUCUCUCAGAGAGCAAAGGUUUUAAAAGUGGGUUGGUGGCGCUACAGGGAGGGGUGCCUCAGGGCCGGCAUUCGACAAGCUGUGCUGGCCCUAGGUGCGACAGCUGCUGUGCCAUCCCAGCUGCCCCCUUGAUGCCACCUCCUGUGCCAGCAGCGGAGGCUGGCUGUGUCCUUGUAGGAGCUCAGCCGAAUGCAAGGCCAGGAGCUGAGUCACCCAAAGGAUCCGGAAACCAGGGGGAAAGAGCCGGCGAGAGGGAACGAUUAGCUCCCUCUCACCCGCUGCCCCUCUCCAUUCACCCUGAGAGCUCUGCCCUUCGAGGGCCUGGCAAAGCAGAGUAAUCAUCCCAAACAACAGAGCGGUCGUCUUCCUGCCCGCAAAGUCCCGACUUUGGGAACAAAAGGACUGUCACAUGACAUGACUGUCACCCAAGCGCCUGGCCUGCCUUCGGGGCUGAGCUGUUCACUUUCUGACAGCCAGGGAGAGACAGGCGUGGGGUAGGAUAAACAGUGACAGAUAAGAUUGCUGCCAGAGCAACUCAGCUCCUGCCUUUGAAAGAGCUCGUGUUUUCUAGAGGAGGGUUGACCACAGAACCACCCCUGGGGAAGCUCUUCUCCCUGAAUUUGCUCGUCCUUUUGGGAGGCUGCCAGCAUGGGCAUAAUUACCCCUUUGCCAUAAGGGUAUUUAUCUCCCUCUGAAGAUGGAGGAAACAGCCAUGUCGCGAACCUCAGUGUCAUCCGGCGAACUCCAAUGCACCCUGGAACCAAGGAGGGGUUGCAGGAUAGUGCUGGAGGAAGAAUCAAGGCUGCUGACGAGUCAAGGCUGCUGCUGCUGACGAGUCAAGGAAGCAUCUUCUAAGGUGAAACGGUCCUCGCAAUCUAUAGUAAAAAGCCAUAGGUCAGGAAUAGCUCGCAGAGAACAUUUUCGCUAAUGUACCACUUUUCCUGGGUCACGUCAAGCCAAGGGCAUCAUGUCAGGCCCAGGUCAUGUCGGUAUUCCAAUGGGCCUAUGAGGAGUGAUGCCAACUCAGACCCAUAUCACUUCAAUUGGAUUUGAGCUGGCCAGCUUACAGAGAGGCAUGGUGAAACAAACUGGGAUGCUCAAAGUUAGUUAGACCCUGGGAUUUGCUGCGAUUUAUUCUUAGAAUCAUAGAAGGGACCCCAGGGGUCAUGUAGUCCAGAAUCUCUACUAAAGCAUCCAUGACAGAUGGCCAUCCAACCUCUGCUUUAAAAUCUCCAAGGAAGGAGAGCCCACCACCACUGUCGAACAGCUUUUGCUGUCAGAAAGUUCUUCCAGAUGUUGAGUCGGAAUCUCCUUUCUUGUAACUUGAAGCCAUUGGUUCUGGUCCUACCCUCCAGAGAAGGAGAACACAAGCUUGCUCCAUCUUCCAUGCUACAGCCCUUGAGUUAUUUGAAGAUAGCUAUCCUGUCUCCGUUCUUUCCUUGGAACUCAUGCUAUCUGGCCUUGUGCUGUGCCUUUGUCAUUGACAGUGGAAGAGCCCUGUUGGAUGAGACCCAAAGCUCAUCUAGUCCAAUAUUCAGUUUCCCACUGUGGCCAUCCAAAUGCCUCCUGGAAAGACCACAAACAAGAGAUGAAGACACUAGCGCUCUCCACCACCCUGGUGUUCAGAAUCAUGUGCCUCUGAUCCUGGUGGUGUUGUGACUAGUGGCCACUGAUAGACAUCUUCUACCACAUGCAUCUAGUUCAGGGAUUCCUGAACUUGGGUCUCCAGCUGCUAUUGGACUACAACUCCCAUUAUUUCCAGCUAGCAGGACCAGUGGUCGGAGAGGAUGGGAGUUGUAGUCCAAAAACAGCUGGAGAUCCAUGUUUUGGAAAUCCUGAUCUAAUUAAUACUACCAGGGAGCCAAGGUGGCCAGUGUUCCUGUUCCUCAGGGACAUGCGUGGCUCUGUGGUCUAAACCACUGAGCCUCUUGGCCUUACUGAUCAGAAGGUCAGCGGUUCAAAUCUGUGUGACAGGGUGAGCUCCCGUUGCUCUGUCCCAGCUCCUGCCAACCUAGCAGUUCAAAAGCAUACCAGUGCAAGUAGAUUAGAUAGGUACUGCUGUGGCAGGAAGGUAAACAGUGUUUCCAUGCACUCUGGCUUCCAUCACGGUGUUCCGUUGUGCCAGAAGCAGUUUAGUCCUACUGGCCACAUGACCUGGAAAGCUGUCUGUGGCCAAAGCCGGCUCCCUCAGCCUGAAGCGAGAUGUGCGCCGCACGCCAUAGACGCCUUUGACUGGACUCAACCGUCCAGGGGUCCUUUACCUUUACCUUACUCUAUUUCUCACUCAUAAUAGUUAGAUGUUCUUCUUCCUUAGUUUUGCCACAAGCUGCACCUGCUUAGAAUCCUGCAAGAAUUAAAUGCAGAGCAGCCUUCUCCUCCUCUGCAUCUGUUGGUCACCUACUUCUGCCUCCAUCAGUGGUGAAUUGCUGUGUGUCCUUCAGCCACAGCUUGGGCUCUGAUUCAAUCUGAGCUUCACAGGCGACUCUGAGCUAAUUGUAAUGGUUGGAGCCUGAAGCUGGGAGUGUCUGCCUAUCCCCACCCCUCCUCCUUUCCCCCCCCCCCAGGAGGUGACGCACACAGGCAGCUGCAGCCCCAAAUUAGCCACCCCCAGGCCCCCAUUUAACAACAAGCGUGGCUGCUUUCUGACAAGUAAAAUUAACAGAUAUCCAGCUCAGUCCAGUUGUGUGCUCCAGACUCUUGAGGGUCCUGCAAAUGACUCAUGUUUGCAAAAAGAGAUGUGCACGGGUUGUGUGAGCUGACUCCAAUGGGCAGUCUGCACAUGUUCUGUGCUGGUGGGGAGAGGGUGGGGCUUGGCCGAGGGAUCAAUGGCUGCUAGUAUUUAUAGCUACAUACUAACUCCAGGAUCAGAGGCAACUCACUUGCACCCCCUGCCUCCUCUGGACACAUCAGUCUCUGCCCCUCAAAAUCCAUUUAUUGGCAGGAAAUAUCAGACUCAGUUGCUGCCCCCUCUCCUCCCCACCAAGACUGAGACCCUAAUCUAAUAAAUAAACAAAUCUUUUAUUUGCAAUAAGACAUGUAAAUUAGGUAGCGCCAUGCUAACUUUCCUGAUUUGCACAAUUUACCCAGCCGAGAUUGGGGCUUUUUUCAGCUGUGCCUUGGGCCAUGUGUAAUCUAAAAUGCGAACAUAUUUGAAGGCGAUGAAUAUGUGAAAAUCGCUUGGCAAGGUGAACAGGGAGGGUUUCCUCUGAGACUGUUGACAACUUGUCUAAAUUAACCUUGGGAUAAUAAUCUCCCUUCUGGGAAUUUUCUUGGGAAUAGGGUUAGCAGAUGGCAACUUGGAGAUCCUAUCUACUUCCUUAAAUAUUCAAAUGUGCAAAAGGAUACAAAGGCAGCUCCUUGCAUACCUUCCCUCCCUGGACCUGUUCCAGCCCUCCCUCCCUUCGCCAGCUGCCUGGAGCACACGAGUCUUGCUUAUUAAAGCAUAGAUGGACGAGGAAGGCCAGGUGAGAGGCCCAAGGAGGGAGCAGGUGUAGGAAGCUGCAAGCUGCCUUCUUCCCUCUUUGCACCACAGAAUGUAAAGGUAUUUGCAUGUGAUCUGCCCUCCACCUGGCAAGUCGAAUGGGUGGAUGGAGGAGGUGUAAGCCUUUUGGUUUCUGCUGCCACACCAUACGGACUAGAACUGUGCUUCGGAAUCUUGCAUUCGUAAUGAAUUCAUGUUCCUGGAAUCAUAGAAUUGCAGAGUUGGGAUGUACCUCAAAGCCAAUCUAGUCCAACCCCUUUGCAGUGCAGGAAUUACAGCUAAAUUAUGAAAUUGUCAUCCAGCCUCUCCAAGGAAGGAGAGUCCACCACCUCCCAAGGGAGUCCAUUUCACUGUCAAACCACUCUUACCAUUAGAAUGCUCUUCCUAAUGUUUCAUCGGAAUCUCCUUUCUUGUAAUUUGAGUCCUUGGAUUGGAUUCUACCCUCCGGAGCAGCAGAAAACAAGCUUGCUCCAUCUCCCACAUGAUAGCCCUUAGGUAGUGAUUCUUCCCCACUUUUACAAACAGGGAACAAUGAAUGUGAGAGGUGUCAGCUUGUCAUAAAUGUUAGGAAGUGUACAGUUUCCAUGCAGUUUCCAUGUGCCAUGAUUCCUGCACUGCAGGGGGUUGGAUUUGAUGACCCUCGUGUUCCCUUCCAACGCGGGAGGUGCUGUGGUCUAAACUACUGAGCCUCAAAUCCCCAUGAUGGGGUGAGCUCCCGUUGCUUUGUCCCAGCAAGAGAUGAAGACCAUAGCGCUCUCCACCACCCUGGUGUUCAGAGUCAUGUGCCUCUGAUCCUGGUGGUGUUGUGACUAGUGGCCACUGAUCUUCUACCACAUGCAUCUAGUUCAGGGAUUCCCAAACUUGGGUCUCCAGCUGCUAUUGAACUACAACUCCCAGCUAGCAGGACCAGUGGUCAGAGAUUAUGGGAGUUGUAGUCCAAAAAACAGCUGGAGAUCCAUAUUUUGGAAAUCCUGAUCUAAUUAAUACUACCAGAGAGCCAAGGUGGCCAGUGUUCCUGUUCAUCAGGGACAUGGGUGGCUCUGUGGUCUAAACCACUAAGUCUCUUGGGAUUGCUGAUCAGAAGGUCGGCGGUUCAAAUCCGUGUGAUGGGGUGAGCUCCUGUUGCUCUGUCCCAGCUUCUGCCAACCAAGCAAUUUGAAAGCAUGCCAGUGCAAGUAGAUAUAUAAGUACCACUGUGGCCAGAAAGGUAAAUGGCGUUUCCGUGCACUCUGGUUUCCAUCGCGUUCUGUUGUGCCAGAAGUGGUUUAAUCAUGCUGGCCACAUGACCCAGAAGGCUGCCUGUAGACAAACACUGGCUCCCUUGGCCUGAAAGUGAGAUGAGCGCCGCAACCCCAUAGUCACCUUUGACUGGAGUCCAGGGGUCCUUUACCUUUACCUUUUUUACUAUGUUCCCUUCCAACUCUACUGUUCUAUGGUUCUUUGAUACCACCACCUCUUUUUAGGGCCUUCUCUUUCACACAGAGUCAUGGAUGCUCUCCAGAAUUUGGCACUCCAGUGGUUAACAAUAAAAAAGAUAAAUCAAAAGUAAAUGUUAUUGUAUCAAAGUGGAAUUAGCAUACUUAUUAAGGGAUACACGGAGCAGAUGUUAAUUGACACAAGCCCUUCCUAAAACAGCGCUCUUAACAAUAGGCUAACGAGUUGCAGCUAAUCAUACAAGCUGCCAGUUCUAGAAGCAUGCCUGAAAACAGCAGAAAAAAAUCAGGAUGCAGUCAAAUUGGUCAGGGAAAAGAGGUAAGGGAGGGUGGAAGAAGGAUGCUGAUUUAAACUAGAAGAACGAGGUUUGGCUCAAUGGGUGAAGGUGGAAAUGAAUGCUGCUUGCUUUAGAAAAAGAAAGCAGGAGGAAGGAAGUUCAAUGGGUGGUUUUCUGAGGUCCUGGCAAACGUUUUAAGGCAAGAAUCAGAAAGAAAGCAACUGGAAGAGAAUAGGCUUGGGAGCAAGGAAAGGGGAAUCUGAGAUUUUUGGACAAAACAGCUGAGAAAGAAGAGGAAAGCACAAUGAUGGGAAGAGAGAGAAGGUCAUCCCAAGAAAGAGACGACUGAUUGGGCUUGAAAGCAGAAGAUAGGAGAAGUGGAGGGAGGGGUGGGAGGGAGGGAGAGUUUGACCAGCUGAUGGACUUUCCAGAGAGGAAGGGGCAGAGGGAGUUAGUGCCUGUCCUUAUUUUGAGGAGGGCAGCUCUUCAACAACAGAAAGUGACAGUGAAGGGAAGAUUGGGGCUCAUCCACACUUUUGCUUGACAUAUACUUUUUUUUUAAAUAUAUAAUUUUUAUUCUGAUCUUACCUGCUAAACUGAGGCUUCCUUAAGCAAAAAUCUCUGCUCAGAUUUUCCACACAUAUGAUAAGGUCCGAUUCAGUAUCUCAGAUUGGAUUUUUUCAAGGCACAGACAUGAAACAACAACAAAAGCUUUUGGACCCAGGGAAUUAAUUGGUACACUAUAUGAUCAAAUUAUGGGUCAAGCAAAAGUGUGGAUGAGCCGCGAGAAAACUGUGUGUGUGGGGGGGUCCAUAGAAGAAUUCUUGUGCAGAGGAAUGUGGCUUCUAGGGGAUCUGAAAGAUUCCUCGUUGCUAAGGUGAAAAGAAUCGCAAAAAAUCUCAAGUGGUGCUUAAAAAUUAAGUGGCAUUCCACUAAAUUUUAUUCAAAGUAGACCCAUUGAAAUUAAUGAGCAUGACUAAGUACGGUCCAUUCAUUUCACAAGAUCUGCUCUAAGGAAAAAAAAUUACUCAAAGGCCACCCGAAAGCUACAAAAACUGCCUUUCCUGGCUCUCAGGGUCCGGAAAGGUCUGAUAAUAAGAGGUGUGAAUCUGAUAAUAAACUGCCCUAAAAUACCCAGUGAUCAUGCCUCUUCCUCACGUACCCAGAAGUUAAAUAUAUAUAUAUAUAUAUUCGGCUGGAGCAAUGCUUCUGGAUAAAUUCCAGGUGGGAAACUUAAGGCCUGAUUUCUCAGCUUAGUAGGUUUUCCAGAGGGGCCCAGUACACCAGGAAUUAAGAGAGGCAGUGUGGUGCAGUGGUCUGAGUGUCCGACUAGGGCCCAGGAGAGACCAGAGUUCAAAUCCUCACUCUGCUAUGAAGCUGCCAAAUCUUCCUUUUUUGCCAAAGGCUCCCAUGCCUUUAAGAGCUGCACAAAAGGGAAAGAACCAACAGGUGCUUGCUCUAUAUUUGCAGCUCUGUGAGAUUAGAAAGCUGCAAUGCUUAAGAGCACCUCCCUCCAGAAAGAAGUUGGCAGCAGUGCCUGGAACGUAGUGGGUUUGGUUGUGGAACAUAUUCCUAAUGUCAUUGAGCCUUUUGACAGCUGUUUGGUAGCCUAAGAUUCAUUGAAUCCUAGUAGUAAUAGUAAUAAUUUAUUAUUACGGUCAGAAACCAGUUCAAGAAGCACAACUGAGACUGCUUUCACAAGAAUGAAAUAGACAUUUAAAACAGUAUACAAUAACAGCUUAUAGAUUAAAAUUAAAAUACAGUGGUACCUCAGAUUAAGAACUUAAUUCAUUCUGGAGGUCCGUUCUUAACCUGAAGCACCACUUUAGCUAAUGGGGUCUCCUGCUGCCACUGCGCCACCGGAGCACAAUUUCUGUUCUCAUCCUGAAGCAAAGUUCUUAACCCAAGGUACUAUUUCUGGGUUAGUGGAGUCUAUAACCUGAAGCGUCUGUAACCUGAAGCGUCUGUAACCCAAGGUACCACUGUAGCUGUAUGAACACAAAAGGACCUAAGGUUAAACUAACAUGCAAAUUGCCCCUGGGACGCCCAGGAGGCUGGCUACGGCAGUUUUCAUAGCCAUCUAUUUGUUCCAGGGGUUUUUCUACACCUACAAAUCAGCACGCAGAAUCUAGCGACCAUCCGGACCAUCUUGUGAUUUUUGCCUAAAAGGAGAAAAUUUAGUUUAGGCUUGUCUGGAAGGUCAGCAAGCCUCACCAGAUGGGGGUCAAUGGUAUCUCUACAUGCCUCAUCGUAAAAAGGACAUCUAAAAAACAAGUGUUCAGGGUUUCCUAUUUCCCCUAAUGGGUAGGCGCAAAGUCUCUGAGCGUACGGGACUUUUCCAAAAGAUCCUUCCAGAACCGGCGAGGGCAGAGCCGAACUUCUGGCAAGAGUAAAGGCCCUUCUUGCAUUUCUGGAUAUAAGGAAAUGGAGGUAUGCUGCUGGGACAGCAACAUAUCUCUUGUGUUCUGCAAUUAUUGAACCAUAGAAUAACUCACAGCAAAUUCAAGAGGGGCAUUUUAUCCCACUCAACACUGUAUCCCUAUGACUGGGAGAACCUCGAAUUUCUGCCUGUCAUGCACAGCAGUUCCUCUUGCCAAGGAUGUUUUGUGGGAUGCGCUGUUACCCUCAGGCUCUGUCUCUCUUCCCCUGACUGACAUCUCACCCUCCUUCCUAGGUGUGGCCGAACAAUUUGCCAUUGCCGAAGCCAAGCUGAGGGCCUGGUCUUCGGUGGAUGGCGAUGAUUCCAACGACGAGUCCUACGAUGAAGAUUUUGCCACUUCCACUGACACAACACAACCAGCUGGUGAGUGUGUGUGGGGGUGUCAUAGCCAGUUGCACCCAGCAGGGUGUGAAGUCCACAUGGCAGAGUCCCUUAUGGACACUCCAACCCCCCCCCCCCAUAUUUCAAGGUGGGGAGGGAGAAGCGUAUAUCACAUCCCCCUCAACUGUCCUGAUAAAACCGAGAUGUCCUGUUUCUUCGCGUGAGAGCAUGGCAGCCAUUUUGGGCACCGUGCUCUCAUAUGGCCUUGCACCAAAAAACCCCAUUUUUUUUCCAGAGACCCAAAAUGUUCAUUUUUAGGCGGUGGCCCCAGAAAAAAACACCUCUUUCGGGGCCAUGAUCUCAUGUGGGUUACACGACUCACCCCAGAAGAUAGCACCCCGAUUUUUCACCACAACAUGUCAGAGGGUAUGACAUCAGGGACAUGCAGCGUGAAACCUAUGGCCCUCUAGAUGCUGCUGGACUUCAGCUCCCAUCAUUCCUGACUGCUGGCCAUGCUGGCUGUGGCUGAUGGGAGUUGGAGUCCAACAACUUCUGGAUCCCAAUCCCUGGGGUGGUUGUUGCCCAUGGGAGCUGGUAGGACAGAAGGCAGGGAGCCCAACCAUUGGCGGAGCCCAAACCGAAGAUGGUGGAGCCAACCAUUUCUUCAUUCUCCUCCCCGCUGCUGAGUUGUACAAGGGCAACCCUGAGACUGAGGGGGAGGCAGGGCCGUCUUAAGCAUAUCCGGCACCGUGGUGCAAAGAUCCCUCCAGUUCCCCCUCCCUUUCCCAGAAUUUAGAACUCGGAGCCCAACUCGCGGACCACCUCGUAGCCCUGGGAGCCACCACCCACAGAAGACGCUGCCAAUGUGGUGGAUGCUGCGCGGCUGGCCAGACCGCCGGAACCCCACUCUCGCUUGCAAGGCCCCAGAGCGCUCCUCCUCCUCCGCUGCCUGACAAUGACAGCCCACUGCUGGCACUCUCGCUGCUGCCCAGCGGCCUGAGGGCCUGAGGAGCAGGAGGCGGUUGCCACGCUGUUGCCUGUGCCUCAGGGAGUGGGGGGACGGCGGGCAACAGUGACAUGGAGAAGGCACCUUGGGAGCCACUCCUGCCACUGCCGCUGCUUCCUCAGACGACAAUGACAGCGGCUCAGUGGGCAGUGGCUGAGGGGAUUCCCACGGUCGAGGGAGAGGAGGUGGUGGCAGACGAGGAGGAGGAGGCGGCAGAGUCAAGGAGCGGCUCCUCAUCCGAAGCAGCCCGUGCCUCUGCCGCUGAGUGCUUAUGAGAGCAGCACAAGCAGUGCCAAUGUGCCCGCCCGCAGAGGGGGGUGGGCCGAGGAGGGUAGGAAGGAAAGAUGGUUGGCAGGGCACAACUGGCAGCGUGCAGGGAAAGGGGAGGCUGCCGGCAAAGCUGCGCAGCUCCCCCACUCACUGGGGUGCCCCUGAGAGGCCGGUGCCCUGGCACAACGAGCCACUAAGCCGUAUGGGAAAGAUGGCUCUGGGAGGAGGGGGCAGGCAGGCUGGGACACCCUCUGGACUAGCUCUAAGUAAGAAGGCAGGAAGAUGGGGGAAUGGCUGAGGGCAGACGGAGAUUACUAGGGCAGCAUCCUAUUUGGCCUAAUGCACCAACUGCUGCCUGGUGUGCAUGUUGACAUGUGGUGCCACACCUUGAAUGCUGAGUCAGAUCUCCCAGGAAAGUCCCAAAUGGCGCAAGCAAAGUAGUUUCUGCCACAACUUGUCUCUCAGCUCUGGCACUAGGAAAUCAGAUGUGUUACUGAACAUACAAGCCCCACGGCCAGCAGUUGUGGCUGAUCCCCAUGGAAAAGCCUCUCCUGUGGUCUUGGAGCUGCAACCCUCUUCCUCCAGCCUCACCCCUUUAGUACUAUCACCUUCCACUUUGGUUAAAUCCCUCGUUGUAUCAAACAAAUAUGAUGUCUUCUUAUUUAAUCCAGGAGGAGGGUACCUCUGAGCAUUUAAGGAGUACCUUUCCUCUUGUCACAGAGCAAAUGCACUUAAAAUUAGGGAGCAGGCUUUCCAUUCAGUGACAGGAGUUGCAAAAAAUGAAGCAAAACCUCCCCACUAGUUAACAGCACUCUGAGGAAACAGCUCCCCAAUUAUUAUUUUUUACAAUUUCCCAUAGGCAUUCUGUACUCUGUACUGAUCUUCCCAACUUAUCCUCCAUGGAUCUACAUGCAUUGCAUUGCGUGUGGUGUGAUUUUGGGUGUUGGGGGGACAUUCCACCUCCUGGAAUUUGCAGAGCAGCUAGACUUUGCCCCAUGCAAUCCAGCACCUCUCCUAACUCUUAAAAUAAUCUCAUUCCAGUGUCAGGGCAGGUGGAGGGAUUGUGGCCAUUCGUUAGUGAACUGAAAAGUGAGAAAAGAUAGGUUGAACAAGAGGAUAAAAUUUAUUGUGCAUCACAGCUAAGGAGCAAAUUUAAUCAAAAGAUACAGGCUGUCACCAUGGACAAGAGAGACCCCAUUAACGUGGACCUCUGUUUAAGGACUUAGAGAAACCACAUGGGAAUAUGGGGUUAAAGAAAAAAAGUCUACUGCACCUCUUCAACAUCAGGAUAAAGGGAGGGAAGGAAGAAGAUGAAGGAAAGAGGGUGGUUUGGAAGUCACCAUCCAACAUUGGGUAAAAAAUAUAUUUCACUAUUGAAAGGACCCUGGAAAGGCUAACAAAGGAAGGCAAGUGUGAUCAGAUGCUCUCGGGAGAACUGGAAUCUUUUCUUUCCCUUCAUUUAUUUAGAAACACAACCUGAAUUCAAUGUAACUGAGAUGAAAACCUUCAACAUAAUAGCAGCCUAAAAGAAUCAAACUCCUUGUGAUCUUCCACAAAUCUGAGGUCAGGCAGCCUCUUCCAUUCUUCCAAGGAAGACAUGCACACCCACUCCCAUGUCAUCCAAAGCUAUGGUUCCCAAUUAGCUAAGUACUGCAGACACCUGGUUUUUCAAAAGCCAAGCCAUGGAACCCCUACUUUUGAACAUUUUGAUAACUCUAUGGUAGUUUUUGUUAUGUGAAUGGUGCCGUGGACCCCUUGGAGUCCCCACCAGUUGGGAACCACUGCAUUAAAGAAUGACUUUCAGAUGGCCCAACUGCGAUUCUGCAAUCAGUUCUUGAGCUAUUACAAUAGUAAGGAAAUGGGAUUUUCGGGUUUAGCAGGAUCACUUGGGUGCCACUUGAACUCAGCUGCAAGAUUGUGCCAAUAUUGGGGCACUAGAAGACCAAACUCAAGGUCUUGAAAAAUGGUGCUGGGAGAUGCUUCAUUUUGUUACAUCUUCUAGCAACAUUUUCUUCUGCCUUCAACCUGAUGCAGAAGCCUAGGCAGGAAAUCGACGUGCCCCAAAUGUUCCAUGUUUGGCCUUGCAAGUGGGUGAAUCAAAGUGGGCGUCUUCUGUCUCCAAGUGAGUGAGGCUCAUAUUAGGUGUAGCAGAUAGAAAUGGCAGCCUGUAACAGCUCCCUUCUUGCAAAAAUGGCAGCCCCAACAGAGAGGGGUCCGCAAACGUAGCAGGAUUACUAGAUGAUGCUUGUGCCUAAGGUACAGCUGGAGGAUGUUUUCAAAAGUAAUGACUUUUGGGUGUUUUUAACUGUUACGUUUGUUUUUAGAAUGUUGCUAUAGAAUUCAUUUUGCUUAAGUUGUGUGUCUGUUUGUCGCCCUGGGCUCCUUUGGGAAGAAAGACAGGAUAUACAGCAAAAGUAAAAUGUAAUAACAAAGAAGCAGCAGCCACUGAAUUGCUCAGAUAUAUGAACCUCCCAGCUGGCGUGCUCUGGGCUGUGCCAGCCUCAGCCACCGUGUUUCCAUUUGAACACUGGCUAAGAUUGAAAGACAAAAUUGCCUUUGCAGAAAGGGGGUAUAUGAGCAUCGCUCUCUGUCCCCAUAUAUUGUCUGUUUGGCUACUGGCCUUCCUCACCUGCUGUUUCCUGCUUACCCCUUGGCAUGGUGCCACAGGUCGCAGGGCCUUCUGCGCCCACGGAGAGCCCGCCAGCUGGCACCCGUGUGUUGGCAGAGUGUGUAAUCUGCGUCCUUCUUGCGCAGACAAAAGCUCCCUUUUUCCUACAAUUAACUGCCGACGAAUCGGGCGCUAUUUGCAUAUCAAAGAAAGUCAGUGGUAAUCUGCGGUGCGGCAUCUAAAGAAAGUUCUAAUUACUCCUCUGUAUAAUUAGAAUGAGUGGGCAAUGGAGAGGAGGAGGAGGAGGAGGCAUAGAUGGAAAAGUUACCUCUCUCCGGUUGCAGGAACGAACGUCACAGGGGUAGCCAAGGCAGAGAGCCAUCUGCUCUCCCACGAUGGGGAGGGCUACUGUAAGCCCUGCUAAAGUGUAUGUGUGUGUUUUUAAUGGCGCUGUGGGUUAAACCACAGAGCCUAGGACUUGCCAAUCAGAAGGUUGGCGGUUCGAAUCCCCGCGAUAGGGUGAGCUCCCGCUGCUCUGUCCCUGCUCCUGCCAACCUAGCAGUUCAAAAGCACGUGAAAGUGCAAGUAGAGAAAUAGGUCUGACGGGAAGGGAAACGGCAUUUCCAUGCACUGCUUUGGUUCGCCAUAAGCGGCUUAGUCAUGCUGGCCACAUCACCCGGAAGCUGUACGCCGGCUCCCUCGGCCAAUAAAGCGAGAUGAACGCCGCAACACCAGAAUCGGUCACGACUGGACCUAAUGGUGAGGGGUCCCUUUACCUUUAGCUAGCUUGCUGCAAAUUUUGGGAAACUGAACGGGCUCAAAAAGUUUUCAUGGUGAGCUGUCUCCCCCAAAUUCACAUUGAUGAUAUGGGGCAGAGCUGCACCCAUAGGCUAGUUUAGUUUAGCUUAGAUAGGCUAGUUUUAGCCUUUUAGUUUUAAUAAUCCAGGAUGCUUUAAGACAGACUGGAUUUUCCUGGUAUUUCCUCCUUUCCUCCCCCUCAAAACUAUAAUCACUCACAAGCAGCCUUGAAAAAGGUAACAAUAACAUUCACUCACCAGCAAAAGAGUAACAGACACAGCAGCUUCGUUCAGGCAAGCUGAAAAUAGUGAUUGAGUUACUAAGGCAAACUUAAAUCUAGCUUAAAAAUGGAGUCUGAGCUGGAGCUCAGACUUGCUGCAGACUUUCUCACAUUGUAGGCAUGUUGGAGUUGAGUUGGGAAGACAGUGCGUUCAGGCAGGGAAAAGCAUAAACAGCUACGCCUUCUUCCUGCCAGGGUACAAAGGGAAGUGUUCUCGCUAAGUUCUCUCUAGCAAUUUUACAGAAAAGGCCAGGCAUCUUUACUUGGCCUCAAGUGGCCGAUAACCAGGUGCAAAACGCGCCUGGCGCCUGGCUAAUUUCGAACACUGCUUUGGACCUCGGGCACCGUCCCCUGUGUCCCUUGAAUGCCGCGCUGCUCACGCCGUCCCAUUGCUGUGUUGCAGAUGCCGCGAGCCAGCUGCCCCCCAGCACGCUGCUGAAGGGUUUCCUGCACAGCCGCUUGUGCCAGCUGAAUGCCCGCCAAGGCUCCUGCGACCCAGAGAGCGACUCCUCCCAGACCACCAUCUCUCCGGAGACCUUGUGCUCCAGCCUCUGCAGCCUGGAGGACAGCCUCCUCCUCAAGGAGCUGGGCUCGCCCUCAGAACUGGCCGCCAAGCUGCUGGGCUCCAUGUCGGGCGAGGAGGAGCUCCUCCUCUCCAAGUUGCCCCCACAGACAGCCGGGGAAUGUGCCUUCCGGAGCCUAGCGCAGCUCGAGUGCCUGGACUCAAUGUACUCCAUGUCCUUCACUGAGUCCUGCCUCUCGCCCACCGAAGACGAGGGCAUCCCCUGCAAGGACUACAAGGGUCACGAGGACAGCUGCCAGGUCCGGAGGAAAGUGUCCGAUGUGGCCUCUUCAGGCGUGGUCUCCCUGGACGACAACGAAGAGGAGGAGGAGGAGGAAGAGCAAGAGGAAGACACCGGCGAGCAGUGA
Podarcis lilfordi (Lilford's wall lizard) is the source of this 30882-nucleotide messenger RNA. The record is from the annotation of a GenBank genome assembly. NCBI's taxonomy places the organism in Eukaryota, Metazoa, Chordata, Lepidosauria, Squamata, Lacertidae.